GAAAUAUGUACAGCAACUGUGCCAACUGAGUUUCUCGUGCCUGUUAUCUGUCACUUAUUCUGACUAAAAGUGUGAAAGGAUGAUGUGAUGGAGAUAAACAUGGGCCGCUGGUCAGGCACUCGGCCCCCUCCGCCUUGCCUUGCCCUUCUGCUUGCCGAGCUCCUGGCCACACUCUUCCAGGUAGCACAUGGAGCCGCCCCGCUUGGCUUUCACUUCACACAUUCCACUUACAAUGCAACUGUGAACGAGAAUUCGGCAGCCAGGACCUACGUCAACAGUCAAAUGAGAAUGGGCAUUACCUUGUCCGACCUUUCUUGGGAUAUCAAGUACAGGAUAGUGUCCGGUGAUGAUGAGGGCUUUUUUAAAGCAGAGGAAGUUGUCAUUGCUGACUUUUGCUUCCUGAGAAUAAGGACUAAAGGUGGAAAUUCUGCUAUAUUAAACAGAGAAAUCCAGGACAACUAUUUAUUGAUAGUGAAAGGGUCUGUCAGAGGAGAGGACUUGGAAGCGUGGACAAAAGUGAACAUCCAGGUUUUGGAUAUGAAUGACUUAAGACCUUUGUUUUCACCAACCACCUACUCUGUCACAAUAGCAGAAAGCACUCCACUAAGGACUAGCAUUGCUCAGGUGACUGCAACAGAUGCGGAUAUUGGGUCCAAUGGCGAAUUUUAUUAUUAUUUCAAAAGCAAAGUUGAUCUCUUCUCAGUACAUCCUACAAGUGGCGUUAUCUCCUUAAGUGGCCGGUUAAACUAUGAUGAAAAAAACAGGUACGAUCUUGAGAUUUUGGCUGUGGACCGUGGGAUGAAGCUUUAUGGAAAUAAUGGUGUAAGCAGUACAGCUAAGCUUUAUGUUCACAUUGAACGUAUAAAUGAACACGCUCCAACAAUAAGUGUAGUAACGCAUAUUCCCUUCCCAUCAGACAAGGAGCCUACCUAUGCAGUCGUUAACAUCGAUGAUCUAGAUGAAGGAGCCAAUGGAGAAAUUGAAUCUGUUUCAAUUGUGGCUGGAGAUCCACUAGAGCAGUUCUUUCUGAUUAAAGAAGGCAAAUGGAUGAAUGAGUACAAAAUCAAAGAGAGAAAGCCUAUUGACUGGGACAGCUUCCCUUAUGGUUACAAUCUGACUCUCCAAGCAAAAGACAAAGGGUCUCCUCAGAAAUUUUCUGCAGUCAAACUGGUCCACAUUGCUAGUCCCAAGAAAGAAACUAUCCCCUUGAAGUUUGAAAAGGAAGCAUAUGAUGUUUCAAUCAGUGAAUUUUCACCUCCAGGUGUGGUGGUUGCAGUCGUUAAGCUGAUGCCUGAGCCCCUGGGUGUGGAAUACAGAAUAUCUCCUGGUGAGGGUGCUGAGAAUUUUAAGAUCAAUCCCAUCACAGGCCUCAUUACUACUGCUUGUUCUUUAAAAAUCAUUGAGAAGGACCUCUAUGAGUUAGAAGUGUGUACCAACAAAGGUGACGAUUUAAAAGCACAGGUUACUAUCAGGCUAGAAGAUGCCAAUGAUCACACACCGGAAUUCCAGCAGCCUUCAUACAGCUCAUUCGUCAACGAAAGUGUCCCCGUGGGGUUUAGCGUUUUGGCAGUUUCAGCAGUCGAUAAAGACAGGGGAGAAAAUGGAUACAUAACAUACAGCAUUGCUAGUCUGAACUCACUGCCAUUUAUAAUAAAUCAGUUUACAGGUGUCAUCAGCACAUCUGAAGAACUGGAUUUUGAGUCCUCACCGGAAAGCUACAGGUUCAUAGUGAGGGCUUCCGACUGGGGUUCUCCCUACCGGCAUGAAAGCGAAGUGAAUGUUACCAUAUACAUAGGUAACGUCAAUGAUAACAAACCCCUCUUUGAAAAAGUGGCAUGCCAGGGAGUGAUUUCAUCUGACUUUCCUGUCGGCGGUCACAUUACUGCUGUUUCUGCUAUAGACAUAGAUGAGUUAGAGCUUGUAAAGUACAAAAUAAUCUCUGGAAAUGAGCUUGGCAUUUUUUAUUUAAAUCCUGAUUCUGGUGUCCUGCAACUUAAAAAGUCUCUUAUUAAUUCUGGCAUAAAGAACAGCAACUUUGGCCUUAAGAUAACAGCCACUGAUGGAGAGAACUUUGCUGAUGCUAUGUUUGUUAAUAUUUCAGUAGUUCAUGGGAAAGUAUCGUCAAAGACAUUUAGCUGUAGAGAGACAAGAGUUGCACAAAGGCUAGCAGAAAAAUUGCUCAAAAAGGCAAAAGCAAACGUGAAGUUGAAUUUAGAAGACGGUUUUCUCGAUUAUUAUUCGGUGAACAGGCAGGCACCACAUUUUGACAAAACCUUCCCAACUGAUGUGAUGGUUUCGGAGGAUCUGCCAGUUGGUGCCACCAUCCUGAGGAUAAAAGCCUAUGAUGCAGACUCAGGCUUUAAUGGAAGGGUAGUUUAUACAAUUUCUGAUGGUAAUGCAGAUAGUCGUUUCAACAUUGACAUAGAGACAGGGGUACUAAAAGUUCUUAUGCCGUUGGACCGUGAAAAAACAGAUCUCUAUAUCCUUAAUAUUACAAUUUAUGAUUUAGGUAACCCACAGAAAUCUGCGUGGAGACUGUUGACUGUCACUGUAGGGGAUGCAAAUGAUAACAAGCCUAUUUUUUUACAAGACAGUUACUCAGUUAACAUUUUAGAAAGUACAGGUAUUAGUACAGAAAUUAUACAAGUAGAAGCCAGAGACAAAGACCUUGGGUCCAACGGGGAAGUGACUUACUCAGUUCUGACAGACACCCAGCAGUUUGCCAUCAACAGUUCUACGGGAGUGGUGUAUGUGGCUGAUCAACUAGAUCGGGAAACAAAAGCAAAUUACACCCUAAAAAUUGAGGCUAGGGAUAAAGCAGAGAGCGGCCAUCAGCAGUUUUCUGUUGUGCCUCUGAAGGUGUUUUUGGAUGAUGUCAAUGAUUGUUCUCCAGCCUUCAUCCCAUCCAGUUACAAUGUGAAGGUGCUUGAGGACUUGCCAGUUGGCACUGUCAUAGCUUGGUUGGAAACCCACGAUCCAGAUCUCGGCUUGGGGGGUCAGGUCCGAUACUCACUGGUGAAUGAUUACAAUGGGCGUUUUGAGAUAGACAAAGCCAGUGGUGCUAUCCGUUUGAGCAAAGAGCUGGAUUAUGAAAAGCAGCAGUUCUACAACCUGACUGUGCGCGCCAAGGACAAGGGACGCCCAGUUUCUCUCUCUUCUGUUUCUUUUGUGGAAGUGGAAGUGGUGGAUGUUAAUGAAAAUCUCUACGCUCCCUAUUUUCCUGACUUUGCUGUCAUUGGAUCUGUAAAGGAAAACUCCCGUAUUGGUACGAGUGUUUUGCAAGUUGUUGCUCGAGAUGAGGACUCUGGAAGGGAUGGAGAGAUCCAGUAUUCUAUCAGGGAUGGCAGUGGACUGGGGAGAUUCAGCAUAGAUGAAGAGACUGGAGUUAUCUACACAGCAGAUGUCCUUGACCGGGAGACAACCAAAUCCUACUGGCUGACGGUGUAUGCCACUGACCACGGGGUUGUCCCGCUCUAUGCUACCAUCGAAGUCUACAUCGAGGUGGAGGAUGUGAAUGACAAUGCCCCGCUCACCUCUGAACCCAUCUACUACCCAUCCGUCAUGGAAAACUCGCCAAAGGAUGUAUCUGUCAUUCAGAUCCAAGCCCAGGACCCUGACUCCAGCACUAAUGAAAAACUGGCAUACCGGAUUACAAGUGGAAAUCCCCAGAAUUUCUUUGCAAUCAAUCCCAAAACAGGACUGAUUACAACAACAUCAAGAAAAUUGGAUCGAGAACAGCAAGCAGAGCAUUUUUUGGAGGUGACCGUCUCAGAUGGAGGCACAUCUCCCAAGCAGUCCUCGGUUUGGGUGGUGGUCCAGGUUCUGGAUGAGAAUGACAACAAACCCCAGUUUCCAGAAAAAGUCUACCAGAUCAAGUUGCCAGAGAGGGACCGUAAGAAAAGAGGGGAGCCAAUCUACAGAGCUUUCGCUUUUGACAAAGAUGAAGGCCCUAAUGCAGAAAUCUCAUACAGCAUUGUGGAUGGAAAUGAUGAUGGGAAAUUUUUUAUUGAUCCCAAGACAGGGAUGGUGUCUUCCAGAAAGCAGUUCACAGCAGGGAGCUAUGACAUCUUAACGAUAAAAGCAGUGGACAACGGCCGGCCCCAAAAAUCUUCGACUGCACGCCUCCAUAUCGAGUGGAUCAAAAAGCCCACGCCCUCACCCGUGCCCCUGACUUUCGAUGAACCCUUCUACAACUUCACCGUCAUGGAAAGCGACAAAGUGACAGAAAUUGUUGGGGUGGUUUCUGUGCAGCCAUCCAACAUCCCUCUCUGGUUUGACAUUGUGGGUGGCAAGCAUGCUCGAGAGAUGUUCUAUAUUCUACAGACAGCUUGUGGGCAGAACUGUUCAACAGAAGGAGGGAAUUACGAUAGUUCCUUCGACGCAGAGAAGGGAGUGGGCACUAUUGUCAUUGCAAAGCCCUUGGAUGCAGAGCAGCGCUCAAUAUAUAAUAUGACUGUGGAGGUCACCGACGGAACAAACACUGCCACGACCCAGGUCUUUAUCAAAGUGUUGGAUAACAACGAUAAUGGUCCGGAAUUUUCUCAGCCAAGUUAUGAUGUCACCAUCUCAGAGGACAUCCUCCCCGACACUGAAAUUCUGCAGAUUGAAGCUAUAGACAGAGAUGAAAAACAUAAACUGAGCUACACUAUUCACAGCAGCAUUGAUGCAAUCAGCAUGAGAAAAUUCAGAAUUGAUCCCAGUGCUGGGGUGCUCUAUACUGCGGAGAGAUUAGACCAUGAAGCUCAAGAUAAGCACAUCCUCAAUGUCAUGGUCCGAGAUCAAGAAUUCCCUUAUAGAAGAAACCUGGCCAGAGUCAUCAUAAAUGUGGAAGACUCCAAUGACCACAGCCCUUACUUCACCAGCCCACUGUAUGAAGCCUCAGUAUAUGAAUCAGCAGCUGUGGGAUCAGCAGUUUUACAGGUCACAGCUUUAGACAAAGACAAAGGAGAAAAUGCAGAGCUUGUCUACACUAUUGAAGCAGGAAAUACAGGAAACACAUUCAAGAUUGAACCAGUUUUAGGGAUCAUUACAUUACUGAAGGAGCCAGACCUGACUACAAUGGGACAGUUUGUUCUGUCGGUUAAAGUGGCUGAUCAGGGUUCUCCACCCCUGUCUGCAACAGCAAUUGUACGGAUAUCGGUGACAAUGGCAGAUAACUCCCACCCUAAGUUUACCCUAAAAGAAUACCAAGCUGAGGUUAAUGAAAAUGUGGAUAUUGGUACUUCUGUCAUCUCUCUUUCUGCAAUCAGUCAGUCCACAUUAGUUUAUGAGAUUAAAGAUGGGAAUGUGGAUGGAAUCUUCGCUAUAAACCCAUAUUCUGGAGUCAUCACCAGUCAAAAGGCCCUUGAUUAUGAACGUGCUUCCUUCUAUCAACUCAUUGUACAGGCAACGAAUAUGGCAGGGAUGGCAUCAAAUGCCACAGUGAACAUUCAGAUUGUUGAUGAAAAUGAUAACCCUCCAGUUUUUCUCUUCUCUCAGUACUCAGGCAGCAUAAGUGAAGCUGCUCCCAUAAACAGCAUUGUCCGGAGUGCAAAUAACAGUCCCCUUGUGAUUCGUGCCACUGAUGCUGACAGUAACCAGAAUGCCUUGCUUGUCUACCAGAUUGUUGAAUCUACUGCAAAGAAGUAUUUCACGGUAGAUUCCAGCACGGGUGCAAUCAGAACAAUUGCAAAUUUAGAUCACGAAACAAUAGCCCACUUCCACUUCCAUGUUCAUGUUAGAGAUAGUGGAAAUCCCCAGCUUACAGCAGAGAGUCCUGUCGAAGUUACCAUUGAGGUAACUGAUGUCAAUGACAACUCACCAGUCUUCAGUCAAGCAGUGUUUGAGACUGUCUUGCUUCUGCCCACAUAUGUUGGUGUUGAGGUUCUCAAAGUCAAGGCUACAGACCCAGAUUCAGAGAUCCCUCCUGAACUCACGUAUAGUCUAAUUGAAGGCAAUAUGGAUCAUUUUUUGAUUGACUCAAACACAGGCGUACUCACCAUUAGGAACAGUAGCCUCUCCAAAGACCAUUAUAUGCUAAUAGUAAGAGUAUCUGACGGGAAAUUUUACAGCACUGCUAUGGUGACAGUAAUGGUAAAAGAAGCCAUGGAUAGCGGGCUACAUUUCACACAGAGCUUUUAUUCUACUUCUAUCUCAGAAAACACCACCAACAUCACAAAGAUCGCUGUGGUAAAUGCUGUUGGUAACCGUCUUAAUGAGCCCUUGAAGUACAGCAUAUUGAACCCAGGCAACAAAUUUAAAAUCAAAUCCACCUCAGGAGUCAUUCAGACAACUGGUAUAUCCUUUGAUCGAGAGGAGCAAGAGCUGUAUGAAUUGGUGGUGGAAGCAAGCCGUGAACUGGACCACCUUCGUGUUGCUCGAGUGGUAGUGAGGGUUUACAUUGAGGAUAUAAAUGACAAUGCACCGGUGUUUGUAGGGCUUCCGUACUACGCUGCUGUGCAAGUUGAUGCUGAGCCUGGUACCCUGAUAUAUCGAGUGACGGCUAUUGAUAAAGAUAAGGAUGAAAAUGGUGACGUGUCAUAUCUUCUGAAGGAAGACUAUGGACAUUUUGAAAUAGAUAGGGGAACUGGUAGCGUCACUCUAAAAGAAGCUUUCAAUUCUGACUUAUCUAAUAUAGAGUAUUUGGUUGUAAUUCUUGCAAAAGAUGGUGGCAACCCAUCACUGUCUGCUUCAGUAGAGCUCCCCAUUACUAUUGUUAACAAAGCUAUGCCUGUGUUUGACAAGCCCUUCUACACAGCCUCUGUGAAUGAAGACAUAGAAAUCCACACACCAAUUUUAAGCAUAAAUGCAACCAGUCCAGAAGGCCAGGGUAUCAUUUAUAUCAUUGUUGAAGGAGAUCCUUAUAACCAGUUUAAUAUUGAUUUUGAUACUGGGGUUCUAAGUGUCAUCAGCCCAUUGGACUAUGAAAUAAAUUCUCUUUUCAAGCUGAUGGUGAGAGCCAGCGAUGCCCUCACUGGUGCUCGAGCUGAAGUCACUGUGGACUUGGUCAUUAAUGAUGUCAACGAUAAUCCUCCAGUUUUUGAUCAGUCAGCUUACAAUGCUACUCUGUCUGAAGCAUCUUUGAUUGGGACUCCUGUAUUGCAGGUUGUUGCUACUGAUGCUGACUCUGACAAUAACAAAAUUGUGCAGUAUCAGAUAGUCCAAGACACCUUUAACAGUACGGAUUAUUUCCAUAUAGACAGCACAAGUGGCUUAAUUCUGACAGCACGUAUGUUGGAUCAUGAACUCAUACAGCAGUGCAGCUUGAAAGUCAGGGCAACUGAUAAUGGAUUCCCACCACUUAGCAAUGAGGUUCUUGUUAGUAUUUCAAUAACAGAUAUGAAUGAUAACCCUCCUGUUUUUAACCAGCUGAUAUACGAAUCGUAUGUAAGUGAGCUGGCACCUCGGGGUCAUUUUGUGACUUGUGUCCAAGCCUCUGAUGCUGACAGCUCCGAUUUUGACAGACUGGAGUACAGUAUUCUAUCAGGAAAUGAUCGGACCAGUUUCAUUAUGGAUAGCAAGAGUGGUGUAAUCACCCUUUCCAACCAUCGGAAGCAGAGGAUGGAGCCUAUGUACAGCCUAAAUGUCUCUGUCUCAGAUGGGUUGUUCACCAGCACAGCUCAGGUGCAUAUUCAGAUCCUUGGUGCCAACCUCUACAGCCCUGUGUUUUCACAGAGUGUUUAUGUUGCAGAGGUCAGAGAAAAUGCAGCUCCUGGAACUAAAGUGCUCCAUGUGAAGGCCACAGAUGGAGAUUCGGGUGUAUAUGGCCAGAUAAGCUACUCCAUAAUAAACGACUUUGCCAAGGACCGAUUUUUGAUUGAUAGCAACGGGCAGAUCCUGACAACCGAACGCUUAGACCGGGAGAACUUGCUGGAAAGUGAUAUCGGGAUAUUUCUGAGAGCGCUUGAUGGAGGUGGCAGGACGACGUUUUGCACUGUGAGAGUGAUAGUAGUGGAUGAGAAUGACAAUGCUCCCCAGUUUAUGACAGUUGAAUACCGAGCAAGUGUCAAAGCGGAUGUUGGGAAGGGUUACUUGGUGACCCAAGUGCAAGCAGUAGAUCCAGAUGAUGGAGCCAAUUCUAGAAUUACCUAUUCUCUGUAUAGUGAGGCCUCAGUUUCAGUAGCUGAUCUGCUUGAAAUAGAUCCAGACAAUGGAUGGAUGGUCACCAAGGGUAGCUUUAACCAACUGAAAAACACAGUUCUGUCAUUCUUUGUCAAAGCAGUUGAUGGUGGCAUUCCCGUGAAGCAUUCUCUCAUCCCUGUCUACAUCCAUGUUUUACCUCCAGAAACUAUUUUGCCGUCCUUUUCCCAACCUCAGUAUUCCUUCACCUUAGCAGAAGACACCCUCAUUGGCAGCACCAUUGACAUUGUGCAUAUUGUGCCUAAUCAGGGGGCUUUGUAUAGCACAGUUAAUGGAGAGCUGACAGAAAACAAUAAAGAUGGUAUAUUCGUCAUUGAACAAGAUACAGGACUAAUAAAACUGGAUAAGAGACUUGACCAUGAGACAAAUUCUGCUUUUCACUUCAAAGUGGCAGCCACCAUUCAGUUAGACAAAGUAGACAUUGUCUUGACGGUGGAUGUGGAGGUUAAGGUGUUGGAUGUAAAUGAUAACAAGCCUGUGUUUGAAACAGCUAGCUAUGAAGCCAUAAUAAUGGAAGGGAUGCCUAUAGGAACAAAACUUAUGCAAGUUAAAGCAGUUGAUGUAGACUCAAGUGCAAAUGGGCAGGUCACAUAUACACUUGCAGUGGAAUCGGAGCUGGAAAAGAUCACAGAAGCUUUCACCAUUGAUAGCAACAGUGGCUGGAUCAGCACACUGAAGGAUCUGGACCACGAGAAAGAUCCCACUUUCACUUUUGCAGUGGUGGCCUCAGAUCUGGGGGAAACAUUAUCCCUGUCAUCAACCACCUUGGUCUCAGUUGCUGUGACGGACAUAAAUGAUAACGCACCUGUCUUUGAGCAUGAGGUGUACAGAGGGUCUGUGAAGGAGAGUGACCCCCCCGGGGAGGUGGUGGCUGUCCUUAGCACGUGGGAUGAAGACACAUCUGAUGUCAACCGGCAGGUCAGCUUCCAUAUUACAGGGGGGAAUCCCAAAGGGAAGUUUGCUCUAGGACUGGUUCAGAAUGAGUGGAAGGUUUACGUAAAAAGGCCACUAGAUCGGGAAGAACAAGACGUUUAUUAUCUGAACAUCACUGCCACAGAUGGCCUCUUUGUAACCCAAGCUGCAGUGGAAGUGACUGUCACUGACAUUAAUGAUAAUAGCCCGGUUUGUGAACAGGUUGCAUACACAGCACUGUUUCCUGAAGACAUUCCUUCAAACAAAGUCAUUCUAAAAAUCAGUGCUAAAGAUGCUGACAUUGGGUCCAACGGUGAAAUUCGCUACUCUCUUUACGGUCCUGGGAACAAUAAAUUUUUCUUAGAUCCAGAAAAUGGUGAGCUGAAAUCCUUGGCCCCACUGGACCGAGAGAAAAUCCCUGUGUACAACUUGAUUGCUCGAGCUACAGAUGGUGGUGGCAGGUUUUGCCAGUCAGAAAUCCAUCUUAUUUUAGAAGAUGUUAAUGAUAAUCCACCAGUGUUUUCAUCUGAUCACUACACUGCUUGUGUCUAUGAGAAUACAGCCACUAAAGCUUUGCUAACAAGAGUCCAAGCUACUGAUCCCGAUGUUGGUGUGAACAGAAAAGUGACCUAUUCCCUUGCAGACUCUGCAGAUGGUUACUUCUCAGUUGACCGGUCAUCAGGAAUCAUUAUUUUGGAGCAUCCACUUGAUAGAGAGCUUCAGUCUUCCUAUAACAUCAGUGUAAAGGCCUCAGAUCAGAGUAUUGUACUGACCUUGUCCUCAUUUGCUACUGUUACCAUUACAGUGCUAGAUAUUAAUGACAAUCCCCCUGUGUUUGAAAGGAGAGAUUAUCUUGUUACAGUACCUGAAGACACUUCACCUGGCACUGAAGUCCUCUCUGUUUUUGCUACAAGCCAGGACAUUGGCACUAAUGCUGAGAUUACCUAUCUCAUCAGAUCUGGGAACGAGAAGGGAAGGUUCAACAUUAACUCAAAAACAGGAGCCAUUUCCAUUUCUGAAUCUUUGGAUUAUGAAUCGUGUAAGGAUUUCUACUUAGUCGUGGAAGCAAAAGAUGGAGGUACUCCAGCCCUGAGCGCUGUUACGACUGUGAACGUCAACGUGACGGAUGUCAAUGACAACGCACCAAAAUUCAGCCAGGUGGUCUACAGUGCAGUCAUCAGUGAAGAUGCUGCAAUUGGUGAUUCCGUUAUAAUGUUGAUAGCAGAAGAUCUGGACAGUCCUUCCAAUGGCCAAAUUCAUUUUUCCAUAGUGAGUGGUGAUCAAGACAAUGAAUUUUCAGUCGAUCCUGGUUCAGGACUUGUGAAGGUUAAAAAGAAAUUGGAUAGAGAAAGGAUAUCUGGUUAUUCAUUGGUUAUUCAGGCAAGAGACAGUGGAACCCCUCCUCUGUCUUCAUCUGUGACGGUCAACGUGGACAUUUCUGAUGUGAACGAUAACAGCCCUGUGUUUACUCCAGCUAAUUAUACAGCUGUAAUUCAAGAAAAUAAACCAGUGGGCACAAGCAUUUUGCAGCUGGUAGUGACAGACAAAGACUCUUUUCACAAUGGCCCUCCUUUUACCUUCACCAUCCUCACUGGCAAUGAAGAGGAGGAGUUUACACUGGACCCUAACGGUGUCUUGAGAUCUGCAGUCAUCUUCAGACACAUGGUUGCAACCGAAUAUGUGCUCUGCGUGCAGGCCAAAGACUCUGGGAAGCCUCAGCAGGUUUCCCACACCUACGUUCAGGUGAGGGUUAUCGAAGAAAGCAUCCACAAGCCAACUGCCAUUCCACUGGAGAUUUUCAUUGUCACCAUGGAAGAUGAUUUUCCAGGUGGAGUCAUUGGAAAAAUUCACGCCACGGAUCAGGAUGUGUAUGAUGUCCUCACUUACACACUAAAAUCAGAGCAGAAAAGUUUGUUCAAGGUUAAUAAUCACGACGGGAAGAUCAUUGCCCUAGGAGGGCUCGAUAACGGCAAGUACAUCCUCAAUGUGUCUGUCAGUGAUGGCCGCUUCCAGGUCCCCAUCGAUGUUGUGGUCCACGUUGAGCAAUUACUUCAGGAAAUGCUGCAGAACACCGUCACCAUCCGCUUCGAGAACGUUUCCCCAGAAGACUUUGUGGGCCUUCACAUGCACGGCUUCAGGCGCACCUUGCGGAACGCGGUGCUGUCUCAGAAACAAGACAGCCUGCACAUCAUCAGCAUUCAGCCAGUGGCAGGCAGCAAUCAGCUCGACAUGCUAUUUGCAGUUCAGAUGCACAGCGGCGGUUUCUAUAAGCCUGCCUUUUUGAUUCAGAAGCUUACCAAUGCCAGGAGACACUUGGAAAAUGUGAUUCGUAUUUCUGCUAUCUUGGAGAAGAAUUGCUCUGGACUGGAUUGUCAGGAACAACACUGUGAACAAAGUCUAUCUAUUGAUUCCCAUUCCCUGAUGACCUACAGCACGGCAAGAAUUAGUUUUGUGUGCCCCCGCUUUUACCGGAAUGUGCGCUGCAUGUGCAAUGGAGGACUGUGCCCAGGGUCUAACGAUCCCUGUCUGGAGAAGCCGUGCCCGGGGGACAUGCAGUGUGUGGGGUACGAAGCCAACCGGAGACCUUUCAUCUGCCAGUGCCCGCCAGGGAAGCUUGGCGAAUGCUCAGGCCACACUUCCCUUAGCUUUGCUGGGAAUAGUUACAUUAAAUACCGCGUUUCUGAAAACAGCAAGAAAGAGGAAUUCAAGUUGGCUCUACGUCUGCGAACCCUGCAAAGCAAUGGGAUUAUAAUGUACACCAGAGCAAAUCCCUGUAUAAUUCUGAAGAUUGUUGAUGGCAAACUGUGGUUCCAGUUGGACUGUGGGACUGGCCCGGGGAUCCUGGGAAUUUCUGGCAGGGCUGUCAAUGAUGGCAGCUGGCACUCAGUUUUCCUGGAGCUGAAUCGCAACUUCACGAGCUUGUCCCUGGACGACAGCUACGUGGAGCGCCGCAAAGCCCCCCUCUAUUUCCAGACCCUCAGCACGGAUAGCUCUGUCUAUUUUGGAGCACAGGUGCAAGUGGAUAACGUCCGCAGCCUGACCGACAAGAGAACCACGCAGGUCUUGAGCGGCUUCCAGGGCUGCCUGGAUUCAGUCGUGCUAAACAACAACGAGCUGCCGCUGCAGAACAAGCGCAGCAGCUUUGCAGAAGUGGUUGGCUUGACGGAGCUGAAACUCGGCUGCGUGCUGUACCCCGACGCGUGCGAGCGGCAUCCCUGCCAGAACGGCGGCACCUGUACCAGCGUGCCAUCUGGUGGCUACCAGUGCAAUUGCCUCUCACAGUUUACUGGAAGAAAUUGUGAAUCAGAGAUCACAGCCUGCUUCCCAAAUCCAUGCCGGAAUGGAGGCUCAUGCGAUCCCAUUGGCAAUGCUUUCAUCUGCAACUGCAAAAAUGGUCUGACUGGAGUAACGUGUGAAGAAGACAUCAAUGAGUGCGAAAGAGAAGAAUGUGAAAAUGGUGGUUCCUGCGUGAACGUAUUUGGUUCAUUCCUGUGCAACUGCACGCCUGGCUACGUGGGGCAGUACUGUGGUCUUCGCCCUGUGGUGGUUCCCAAUAUACAAGCAGGGCAUUCCUAUGUCGGCAAGGAAGAGCUGAUAGGAAUAGCUGUGGUUCUGUUUGUCAUAUUUGUGUUGAUCGUCCUGUUUAUAAUUUUCCGCAAGAAAGUGUUCCGGAAGAACUAUUCCCGCAAUAACAUCACGCUGGUACAGGAUCCAGCCACUGCCGCCCUGCUCAACAAGAGCAAUGGCAUCCAGUUCAAGAACAUCAGGAACAGCGGAGACAGCAGGAACAUCUACCAGGAGGUUGGGCCUCCACAGGUCCCUGUGAGGCCGAUGGCCUACACCCCAUGCUUCCAGAGUGACUCGCGGAAUAACCUGGACAAGAUAGUGGAUGGGCUUGGCGUGGAGCACCAGGAGAUGACAACAUUUCAUCCCGAGUCCCCCCGGAUCCUGACAGCCAGGCGGGGUGUGGUGGUGUGCAGCGUGGCUCCCAACUUGCCCGCAGUGUCUCCCUGCCGCUCCGACUGUGACUCCAUCAGGAAGAGCACGUGGGAUGCUGGAACGGAAAGUAAAGGGGUUGAUGACGCUGAAGAAGUGACCUGUUUUGCAGGAAGUAAUAAAGGCAGCAACUCUGAAGUGCAGUCCCUCAGCUCCUUCCAGUCUGACUCCGGUGAUGAUAAUGCUUCCAUAGUGACUGUCAUACAGCUUGUCAACAAUGUAGUUGACACUAUAGAAAAUGAAGUGUCUGUCAUGGACCAAGGACAGAACUACAACAGAGCGUACCAUUGGGAUACCUCAGACUGGAUGCCAAGUGCUCGUUUAUCUGACAUAGAGGAAGUGCCCAAUUUUGAAACGGCGGACGGAGGCUCGGCUCAUCACGGCAGCACCAGAGAGCUGGAGACGGAUUACUAUCUUGGUGGCUACGACAUCGACAGCGACUACCCACCCCCUCACGAAGAGGAGUUUCUGAGCCAGGACCAGUUACCACCUCCUCUUCCAGAGGAUUACCCAGACCAGUACGAAACCCUCCCGCCCUCACAGCCGGUCUCGAUGGCAAAUACUCUCAGCCCCGACUGCCGGCGACGGCCGCACUUCCACCCCAGCCAAUACCUCCCUCCUCACCAGUUCCCCCAUGAGACAGACACCACAGGGGCUCAGACUGGGAAUGAGUUUAGUACUUUUGCUGUUGGCCCAAGUCAGAACACAGAAAACGUUAGUGCAGGUAAGAUGCCCUUAACCUUGCACAACUCUCUAGAUGCCUCCUCCUCUGACGUCUCAGCCAGCUGCGGCUUUGAUGACUCCGAAGUAGCCAUGAGUGACUUUGAAAGCGUGGAGGAACUCAAACUAGAAAAUGUGCACAUUCCAUUUGUGGAGACCCAGCAUCAGACACAAGUGUAAAAGGAAGCUCCCUUCUUCUUUCUCUUCUUCCUCUUUUUUUUUCUUCUUUUUUUUUUUGUCAUUUGAUCCAAUUAAUAGUAUAAAUAUUGAGAAGAAAUUUUGCUGAAGGUGUAUCUAUAUAUAUUGGGCAAUGCAAAAACACAGUAUAACCCAUUAUUAACUUGUUCAGAAAUGGUAUUGUAUGUGCAGACAUGAAGAGACCAAUUGUGUUAAGUAUUACACAUUACAAAAUUGUUACAGACAAUCGGGUGAGUGUGUACCUUCUAUUUAUUACAAGAGUAAAACUUAUGAGGAAGGGGAAAAUGAUCUCAUUGCUGAAUAAAUUCUUUUUCUCCCUCCCACCUCCACCUAGGGUUUGGGGUUGUUUUUUUUUUUUUGUCGUUGUUGUAUUAUUAAAAGUGUUACAGUGUUAUGUUCUUCCUACAGUAUUAAAGAACUGGUAUGGAUGAUUCCAAGAGGCAAUGUUGCAUGAAAUAUUGUCAGUGAAAGAGUGAAAGCAAUUGAUCGCUGAGGCUGCUAUGUACAUCACAUCAGAUGGCUUAAAGAACAGCAUUUACAAAUUGACAUAUCAGAGAUAGUCAUUUGUCCAUAAAUAUUUGUCUACGGUUUCCUUUGUUACAUAAUAUUUCAUUCUACUUCAUGCACAUAUACAGCAACGCAUGUACAGCAUAUAUUCCCUCUAAAUCAGCCCACUUUGGUUGCCAUUUUUCAACACGGUGUCAGACAUAUGUGUACAACUUCACUGGUGAGAACUUCCCUUGACUGCUGCAUGACGUGUGAACAUGGAUCUGAAAGCAGUUGGAAACCUAGGGUAUCUGUGUAACACGGAUGUUGGUUUU
Messenger RNA from Lagopus leucura (white-tailed ptarmigan), 14765 nucleotides. It is a transcript of the gene FAT3, whose product is annotated as FAT atypical cadherin 3. Gene Ontology annotation, molecular function: calcium ion binding. Lineage: Eukaryota; Metazoa; Chordata; Aves; Galliformes; Phasianidae. Gene Ontology annotation, biological process: homophilic cell-cell adhesion. The record is from RefSeq and is a predicted model, not a curated record. Bases 88 to 13926 code for a protein of 4612 amino acids. The transcript is spliced from 29 exons. Gene Ontology annotation, cellular component: cell-cell junction; plasma membrane.